Daucus carota subsp. sativus is the source of this 604-nucleotide messenger RNA. RefSeq lists its product as uncharacterized. The transcript has 4 exons. Gene Ontology annotation, biological process: translation. Lineage: Eukaryota; Viridiplantae; Streptophyta; Magnoliopsida; Apiales; Apiaceae. Gene Ontology annotation, molecular function: structural constituent of ribosome. The record is from RefSeq and is a predicted model, not a curated record. Gene Ontology annotation, cellular component: mitochondrial large ribosomal subunit. Bases 172 to 450 code for a protein of 92 amino acids.
GAAACAUUGCAGGCCCAAUAUGCAUGUAGUUUGUAUAAACGUACUCUUUACUCUUUAGUCUUUACUAGUGCUACUGUGCUGGAAUUGUAAAAUCCUCGUCAAUUCCUUGCAGGUCUUUUCCCCAUGUCUGCUUGAUUGCGGCGUAGUUGGUAACUUCUAAAAGGGAGUGAAAUGGCUCUAGGGCUAAUUUUAGGGAUUGGACGUGCAUUCAGAAGAAAGCGUGCCUCUUCCCUUGACAUUCUUACUUCUAAACGAGGUCCACGGGAUUACUACAAGGGAAAGAACUGCAAACCUACUGGUUUCCACACUCGAAAAGGAGGAUAUGUGGUGGUGCAAGAAAAGUUGCCAAAUUAUGUCGUCCCAGAUUUGACCGACUUUAAGUUGAAGCCAUAUGUAUCACAGUGCGCAGUGCAAGGCCAAACCAGUGGAGCAGCUGAUGCAGCUAAAUAAACAUGACCUCGAAUUUUAGUGGAGCAGAUGAUGAGUUAUUGUUCUUUUUCUUGGCUACUUUUGGAUUCCUUUAAGUGUAAUGUUGCAAAUCGUUCAAACAAAAAAGCUGUGAAAUCUAUAUACUUCUUAAACGGGUUAAUACUCUAUUUCAUCA